Molecule: messenger RNA, 711 nt
Organism: Effrenium voratum
Lineage: Eukaryota; Dinophyceae; Suessiales; Symbiodiniaceae
Source: the annotation of a GenBank genome assembly
AUGAUGGUGGAAGACGCCCUCGUACCUUUCGAGCCAUGCGAAGGCGAGGUGCGGAACGGAUCUACUCGCAGCCUCGGUGCAGAGUUGCAGCUGAGCUGCCCGACAGCCCACGUGCUGGUGGUCGGCAGCACUCACAUCCGCUGCGUCAGGGAGGACGGCAACGGCACAGACGGCAACGGCACAGACGACCAAGGCCUUUGGGAGGACGUAUCGGGCGGUGAGCUGCAGAGCCCGGUGUGCGAGCUGAGCGAUCACUGGUGUCCCAAGCCGAUGCCUGCCGCAAAUGCCUUCCUCUUCAAUGCCACACACGGCCGGCGCCUGGGCUCAUUUGCCUACUUCCGCUGCCUCAACGACCUGGAGCUAGAGCCAGACAGCGGCAGCAUCACGCUGCGCUGCGGCACGGCACCAGAUGGGCAGUCGGGGCUGUGGCUGGACGCCUUCGGGGCACCUGCACAGCCCUUGAGCUGUCGACAGAAGGCCACCACACAGACCAGCACCACCAGCGCCAUCCCCAACCGGGCUGACUUGAUUUCGGGCCUUCCAGGGGACCAGGGCCUCAAGGCGGUGCGCUACCACGCUGCUAACGCCACUCUGGGCUGUGGCUAUCCCUUCGUCAAUGUGGGAGGGGACGAGCACGUCUAUUGCGUCAUCGGCGCAGCUGCAACAGCCGACGGCACCGCUGGCCGUUGGGUGGAUGCUGCCUGGGCCUAA